Molecule: messenger RNA, 2845 nt
Organism: Carcharodon carcharias (great white shark)
Lineage: Eukaryota; Metazoa; Chordata; Chondrichthyes; Lamniformes; Lamnidae
Gene: g6pc3
Product: glucose-6-phosphatase catalytic subunit 3
Exons: 6
Coding region: 230-1276 (348 amino acids)
Biological process (GO): glucose 6-phosphate metabolic process; gluconeogenesis
Cellular component (GO): membrane
Molecular function (GO): glucose-6-phosphatase activity
Source: RefSeq, a predicted model, not a curated record
UAGGCUUUGACUGUAAGCGCCGUGUGAAAGGAACGAGGUUUGUCCUCGCUGGUUUGCUGUCGGACACCGAUUGUUAAAAAAAAAAGUGAGCCGAAGUGUUUUGAGUCAUUGAGCCGGCCCAUGGUUGCAGUGUGAACCAGGAAGGCGCGAGCCACCUCUCGUUCUCUGCUUGGGUUACACCGGCAGGCGCUGGUUACCCAUCUGAAUUCACUUUGUUGCCAUUCGGUAAAUGAUGGAGCCGCUUUACAUCCACGGUGUCCGGGUGGCUGAGAGUUUGCAGCAAACACUCGGCGGCUACGAGAAGGUUUUGCUGUGGAUGAGCGGCGUCGGCGACCCCAGAUCCUCCUUUUUCAUUUAUUUCCCCGUCACCUUCUUCCUCAGCAGAAAGAUCGGGAUUUCCGUUUUGUGGAUUACCAUACUUGCCGAAUGGUUAAAUUUAACUUGUAAAUGGUUGCUGUUUGGCGAGCGUCCGUUUUGGUGGAUUCAUGAAUCGGGGGUCUAUAGCGAGCAGCAGAUGCCCGAGUUAAAGCAGUUUUAUUCCUCCUGUGAAACUGGUCCAGGCAGUCCUUCAGGUCAUGCCAUGAUCACAGGUGCAGCCUGGUGGGUUAUGAUGACCAAACUUUCCACAUUCAUUUACAAUCGUACCAGAAGCUCACUGGCAAAGACCAUCCCUGCAGUAUUGUACACCGUGAUGCUGCUGGCAAUCGGCAUCUCCCGAAUAUUUAUUUUGGCUCAUUUUCCCCAUCAAGUACUUGCUGGAAUAAUUACAGGUGCUGUACUUGGCUUUCUGCUGGGGAGAUAUGAACCAGAGAAUAUCAAACUCAUCCAUUAUGUUACUACUUCAAUCGGAUUGCUGCUAAGUGCUGUGUGCUUAUAUUGGGGAUUGAAUUAUAUCGGUGUCAAUGUCUCCUGGACAAUUCUCCUUGCUACAAAGUGGUGUGCCAAGCCUGAAUGGAUUCGACUGGAUACAGCACCAUUUUCUUCACUUAGCAGGGAUACAGGGGCACUGCUAGGACUAGGCCUUGGGCUCGCCUCACCAAUGUAUGCCAGCACACAGCGAUGGAAAAUGACAGGGAAGCUGAAAAUUUUGUGCAUAGUGCUCUCCGUCCUCAUCAUUGAGAUCAUGGAUAAAAUACCACUGUCAAAACACUCGAGUGUUCUGUUUUAUGUUCUGUUUUACUUGAAGAAUGCAUUUGUUCCUGUUCUGGUUAUUGCUAUUAUCCCUUGGACAGUGCAUUCCAUUUUUGUAAUUCAGCAGUCACAGAAACAACAGUAGUACCAAUGAUGGUACACCUAUUUAAAAAGAGUUUCACCUUAUCCUGCUACAUAUUUCAAAAUACAACAUACUGUUAUAGUUGAUACCUCCUACCUUCCGCAGUUUAAUCAAUAGCCUGAAUCAAUACUGGUCAAACUGAUUUGAAAUCAGAUGGUAACUGUAAUGAUGCUUCCUGUUCAGAGCCAUACACAAGGACAUUACAAAGUGCCAGCUGUUUACCUAUUAGCUCUAGAUCUCCAUUUAAUCCUUCAAAAUAAAGAUAUUUUGUCUCCUUUACAAUGUAUCAAAAUUACUUCCUAGGCCUCAUAUAAAGUGAGUACACCCAGGGACAAACCUGCUCUGUAAACUCUGCUAUAGGAACAUUGGAAUUUCUGGACAAUUAAAGGCCAAGUUCCCUCUAGUGCGCCUUGCACUAUCCUGGUACAGUAGUUCCUUGAGUCAUGAUUGCUCUACACACUGUAGCUUCUUUUUGUUGUGGUCACACUUUUAUCUGUUAUUUUGCUGUGUAUAACAUGUAAUUUGUUUUUGAAUCACUUGUUUUGUUGCAACUAUGCUGGCACAGGUCUUUGUCAGAGUGGCUGCUAUUGACAAAUAUAGUCAGUUGAUGUCCUAAAAUACUGUGCAAAAUGGCAGGUUUGUGCCCACAGUUCAAGACUGAGGCCAGGAAUUUCUGGCCCCAUCGUGGAUGGGACCUGCCGUGGGCAAGGCGGCGCCCAUUGACUUGCAGUGAGCAGGUGUGGAAAAUCUCGCCCUGAGUUCCUGAGCUCAAUUAGAGAAUGAAAGGGUCACCUGCCUAGGAACUUUCCUGUGAAGGUACUUAUGGGGUAUCGCUGCCAGUAUGCAAAAGCCUCAACACUGGACAGGUGCAGAAGACCAAUGUUGAUUCUCCUCCUGAAACCCCCCAUCAUCCCAAAAAAAUCGACCUUUUCAUUAUUAACCUGGUGUCCCUCCUAGCCCCUCUACUGCUCAGUCGAUUUUUCUUCAGUGAAACACCUUGGAAUCUUUUAACACACUAAGGAUACUGUUAAAUCCAAGUUGUUGUUUCCAUUGCCAGCUUAAUCUGGUUAGCAAGGAGGCAAUUGAAAGUUUACACCUAAAAUAAAAGUGAUAAUAGUCAAUAAAAUCAGAAAUAACAGCUGUUUUGUUUUACUUUGUCACUUUAUACCAGUCAGGUAGAUCAUGUUUAUAUCUUCACAUUUGUUAAGCGUAGGGUAUUAAGGAUUGUGCAGCCAGGCAGCUGGAUUUGAGUUACAGAUCAGACAUGAUCUAACAAUGACAGAUUGGGCUCGAGGGGAUGAAUGGCCUUCUCCAGUUCCUAUUACAGUACCUUUUGUGCUAUUACUGAAGUAAAGCUGAACAUGCACUCUCAGGCUUACAUGGGCUACAUUUGACAGGUUUAAGGGAACAAAAAUUUAAGUUAAAGUUUUAUCUCAUCAGCAAUAUGUCUUAUUUAUUCCAGCCACUGUCCCUUGACUCCUUAAUGUCAUUUCACUGUUGUUCUAUUCCAUAAAGUCUGUAAUUUACUCUAAUCAUAUAUUCAAAAAAUAAAUUGCAAGAAUUUAGAUCUUU